CCCAGUCCCCGCCCGCUCGCCAGCACUCCGCUCAGCGCGGAACAAAGCGCGCCGCUCCCGCGCCGGCGCGAGGCCGCGGAGCCUCGGCUGUGCUUGCCGCGCCCGCCCGACUGACGUGACGUGGCGCGGCAGGGGCUGAGGCAGGGGCUUGUCAACGGCCGCCAACGGCUGCCAACGGCUGUGAAGGGAGAGGCGCUGGCCCGGGCUCGGGGUGGGGCUUCUGGCUCUCUUGUUUCUGCUCUUUAAAACAACAAAAUGUCUGAAUUUAAGCAGAGGAAAAAAGGUAGCUCUUCACCCAAGACCAGAGAAGGUUCACAGAAUGUUGAGAAGCACAGCAAUUGUGGGAAGCAGGAAAGUCCCAGGAACAGCAGCAAUUUGAGCUCUUUCAGGAUGGAGUCAUGGACUGUCUUGAGUAUAAUGUCCCUUGCUCUUUGCCUGGUGCUGACCUGGUUCCUAUUUCAGCAGUCAGGUCAAAUUGCUAAUAUGGAAAAAAAGUACAGUUUCUUACAGCAAGAAGCUAAAAAAUUCCUGGAUGUGGAAAACAAAUUUAACCUCAUUUCUGAGAAGCUUGAGUCUUCUGAAAGUGCCCUACAAGAAGCUGUCUCAUCCCUCUCUAUGAUGACUGAGUUUGAGCGGGAAAUAGCUUCUCUUCAUAACUUCAUAAAUGAUGUUCAGAACAGUCAACAGUUUUUCUCUGUAAAGAUGCAGAGCAUUAAUGAGAAGGUUCAAAAUGUCACAGAUUCCUGGAGAAGAAGCUUGGAUGAAAUGAACACAAACAUUAGUGGCUUAAAAUCUGAAGUGAAAUUUAUACAUACAGAAAUUACUUCCCAAAUUAAUGAAGUUGACCAAAGAAUUAAAUCCCUUUCAGAAAGAGUGAAAGAUUUGGAAGACAGUACAGGCAGAAAUAUUAAAACACUAAAAAGGCAAGAAGAUGAUGAAUUCUCCAGAAUUGAACAAAAGUUGGACAUACAUGCAAAGACAGUUGAAAAGCUGGACGAAGAACAGCAUAAUCUGCUAGCCAAGGACACAGACCUGAAUCAGAAACUUGCAAACUAUGAACCUAAAAUUGAGGAGUGCAAGACCCAUUUGCCAAAAAUUGAAAAUGCUAUACACUCUAUUCUUAGAUUAUCAAGUGAAUUGUUAAGUAUGGAGAAAAAGAUAGAGGACUUGACAACACAGCUGUAUACUGUGGAAAAGGAUAUGCUGAAAACUGUUUCUGAUACCAUGGCGAUGCAAAAUGUUCUUGAAGGCGUACAGUACAAUGACAGCAUACUGGAAGUGCAAAAUGAAGUAGUGCAUGACCUAAAAGUAUCUUCAAAAGCAAAAGAAAUAACUUCAGAAAGCUAUAAUUUAGAAAAUGACCAGAAUGGGGAUAAUGUGAAAAGACUUGGAACUCGGUGAAACACCUGGAAGACCUUCAAGUAUUUUCUCACAUCAAACAUCUGCAGGAAGAUACUUACACAAUGAAAACAUGGUCU
This is a messenger RNA of Calypte anna (Anna's hummingbird), 1478 nucleotides long. It is a transcript of the gene IKBIP, whose product is annotated as IKBKB interacting protein. Lineage: Eukaryota; Metazoa; Chordata; Aves; Apodiformes; Trochilidae. Bases 256 to 1401 code for a protein of 381 amino acids. The record is from RefSeq and is a predicted model, not a curated record. The transcript is spliced from 5 exons.